UUUGUAUAAUAGCUGAACCCAGAAAUUGAUUCGCUCAAAUUUCAAGAUAUUAGUAUAUGAACAUUAUUUUAAUGUUUGUAAUUAUAGGCUUGGGGUUUGAAGUGUGUGAAUGUUGCAAAUGUAUGUGGUGGUAUUUGUGAUGUUAGAAUCUGAUUGUUUGAUUAGGAGACUCUUGUUAUUGUCUGAAGUUGUUUGUGGGUUUGGUUAGUUUCUGAAACUAUGUUCUGAUUUAAGUGGUGCUGUUGAUUUCUUGGUGUUAUUUCAAUGUGGUGGCAGAAGGGGUUUUAUAUAUAGACUUCAAUUAUGGUGUUUUGUGUUUGGUUAUGUGUGAGGCAGUAGGGAGCAACCAGUGAUCUCGACUAAUGAUGUGACAUGUUAAUGAUGAAACUUUCCCUAAACUCUGAGCUGUUAAGCGAAGGUUUAAUAUGUACAUCAUGUUUAUCGUCAACUAAAGCCCCAUUAUUGGAAUCUUCGAGUGGAUUUCCAGAAUCCAUUAAUCUUAGUGUCCAUACUAAAAAAAUUGAAAUUUGAGGUUUAAAAGCAUUCGAAUUUGUGAUUGCUAUUUUUUCGAUGUGAUAAAUUGUUCGGGCGCCGAUGUAGAAAUGUCUGUGUUAUCUAUGUGGCUAGAAUCUACUUUCUUAAUGAGGAAAGAAGCUCUCGAGUUUGUUUGUGGGUUUUGAUCAGGUAAUAUGGUUCUGAUGAUUUCUUGUCAUGAUAUCAGUCCAGUGGCAAAAGCAGUUCUAUAACAACUAAAAUCAUAGCGGUCCAGGUUUCGAUUAUGUACAUAAUUGAGUAGGACCUCUCUACUUGGAGUUAAAGUAAUCUCUGCGUUCAUUUUUGCUGUCCGCAGACUAUACCACUAGGUGGUAUGUUGGUUUGGUUCGCAUCUAUAAGUAUGAGGGGAUAGGGAGGAGGUACUUGGGCACUGCUGAGACUAAUGGAUGGAUGCGGGCCUCUCAAAACUUAUAAUGGACCAAAACGUCACCCUCUGACUCCAGCAAGAGUAUCAAGGGGUGUGGUUUGCUUAAUUGUCAUUCUUUCAACAGCAAUCAUGAUGCUUGUUGGCAUUGGUUUUGUUACGGCUGUACUCAUGAGAUUUUUCAGCGUACAUUACAGCAGAAAAGCAACGUCAGUUUUCUUUGGCAUUUGGCUUGCUUUGUGGCCUUUUUUGUUUGAAAAAAUAAACAAGACCAAAGUAGUUUUAGCGGGAGAACGUGUUCCCUCAAAUGAAAGAGUGCUACUUAUUGCAAACCAUAGAACUGAGGUUGAUUGGAUGUACUUGUGGGACCUUGCAUUGAGGAAAGGACAAUUGGGCAACAUAAGAUACGUUCUUAAGAAGAGUUUAAUGAAACUGCCUGUGUUUGGUUGGGCAUUUCAUAUUAUGGAGUUUAUUUCGGUGGAGAGGAAAUGGGAGGUUGAUGAAUUACCAAUGCGCCAAAUGCUCUCAACCUUCAAAAAUCGCAGAGAUCCCUUGUGGCUUGCCGUUUUCCCAGAAGGCACAGAUUUCACUGAGCAAAAAUGUUUACGCAGUCAGAAAUACGCCUCUGAAAAUGGACUUCCUAUAAUGAAGAAUGUUUUGCUUCCAAAAUCAAAGGGCUUCUGCGCAUGCUUGGAGGAAUUGAGAGACUCUAUGGAUGCAGUUUAUGACAUCACAAUUGGGUACAAAUAUCGGUGCCCAACUUUCUUGGACAAUGCAUUUGGGGUAGACCCAUCUGAAGUUCAUAUGCAUGUUCGUCGCAUCCCUCUAAACGACAUCCCUGAAUCUGAAGACGAGGCUUCAUCAUGGCUGAUAGAUGCAUUUCACUUGAAGGACCAAUUGCUAUCUGAUUUCCAUUCACGAGGCCAUUUUCCUCAUGAAGGACCUGAAAAUGACUUGUCUACUAUGAAGUGUCUAGUAAACUUUCUUUUUGUAAUCAUCCUGACCAGCAUACUUACCUAUGCCGCCUUCUCAUAUGUCUCAUUUAGAAUAUAUUUCUUGUUAGUAUGUGUGUACAUGGCAUCUGCUACCCAUCUCAACUUUCGACCCUCACCAUUUUUUACUUUGUGAAUUUCUUGUAAAAUUAAAUAAUGUGUAUUAGACAAUAUACCGUGGGAUUACAGAUGAUCUGCCCUGUCUUUUAUUUUCAAUAAUCUGGUUAUGGCA
Daucus carota subsp. sativus is the source of this 2143-nucleotide messenger RNA. RefSeq names its product probable 1-acyl-sn-glycerol-3-phosphate acyltransferase 5. Gene Ontology annotation, molecular function: acyltransferase activity. Gene Ontology annotation, cellular component: endomembrane system. The transcript is spliced from 4 exons. The coding region runs from base 938 to 2047 and encodes 369 amino acids. The record is from RefSeq and is a predicted model, not a curated record. NCBI's taxonomy places the organism in Eukaryota, Viridiplantae, Streptophyta, Magnoliopsida, Apiales, Apiaceae.